AUGAUAAACGCGGGCCAAGUAGGCGCCUGUGUGUGUGUGGGGGGGGGGGAGGCCGGGGGGAGGCCCCAACCGGCGGGAGGAAACCCAACCCCAAAGAUCUCCAUCGCCACACUGCCGCUGGAUGCCUUAGAACACAUCAUUGAGGACUUCAAAGCGCAUCCAAACGGUGACGGCGGCGGCGGCGGCGGCGGCGGUAAGCACGGCCACGCAGCUGGAAACGGCCGCAGUGGCGGCGGCCGCGGUGGCGGGGGCGGCACCGCCACCGUACGCAUCACCACCACCACCAAUGCUGCCGGCCGCGCCGCCGGCCGUAACUGGAACCAAGUUGCCGGCGGUGGCGCCGCCGCCGCCUCCGGCGGCGGCGGCCCUACGCGCCGUAGCCACGGCAACUUGGGUUCCAUGUCAUUCAACUUCGCCGCCAAGCCCUCCACCCCGCCGGGAAGCGGAGCGGGUGGGCCCCAGGCCGCGGGGGUUCCCGAGUCCGCGGCUCACCUGCAGCGCUUCAUCGCCCUGGACGCCGCCCAGCUGGAAAACCACUUCGUCAUCGCCAACCCCAACGGAGCGCCCGUCAACGAUUUGCAGGAGGUGAUCGACACCGCCUCCUCAAUCGAUGGAUUGCCGCCCCAUCGGGAGACGGUGGUAGUGCUGACGGCUAUGCCUGACGGCGUACCCGUACCGAGGACUGUCCCAGUGGAUCAGCCCAUUCCCGGAAGCCUCCGCCGCAGCGGCAUCAUCCACCCGUACGGGUACGGCAUCUCCGCGACCGGCGGCGUCAGCAUGGCGGAUGCCCUGCUGCUUGACGGUGCCGUACGGUCCAGCGCAAGCUCGGCGUCAUUGCUGGCGGCGGCGGGGCAGGUCUCCGCUGUGGACGUUGCCGCCGGGUACGACGCCGGUGACGCCGACAGCGGCGGUGUGUCGGCGUCGCGUCGACCUUCGGCAAACUUGGUGCCGACGGCGCCGGCGGCACCUCUGUCGCCACAGCGUUCCAUGGUGACGUUGCUUUCGCCGCGGCGCGGCGGCAGCAGCACGCCGCCGGCGCGCCGAUCCGACACGGGUGUUGUGCCGCGCGGGAUGCCGUACACGCCGACCAGCCGUACACCGUCGGAGUCGGUGUCGAUGGCGGCGGCCGCCUUGUCGCCGCCGCUGCGCUCGAUGACUGCAGGCACGACCUCAGGGCCGGGGGGGUCGUACUACUCAGGCACCGCAACCCCGAGUUAUAACGGCAACAACACCUUGCCGGCGUUGGGUGACAGCGGCCGUGUAGGUGGCGGCGGCGGCGGCGGCGGCCUUCGCAGGUCGGCGCCGCCGCGACGUGGCUCCGCUUCACCCCUUGUACGACGAGAAGGAUCUGCCGAGGGCGUCUCGCAGGUGCUGCCGUUACUCGUACGAAUGAACUCGCCGGAUCGUCAGUACAUGGCGGCAGCGGCAGCUGGCGGCGUCGACGCUGGUGGCGGCGGCGGCGGCGGUAGCGGCGACGCGUCAGUCAGUGGCAUAGAUUCGGCGGUCGUAUCGCCGAUCAACGUCGGCGGCUCUGUGCUCGGUGGCGGCGGCGGUGGCGGCGGCGGCGGCGUCAUGUCCCCUGGGUCACGUUCUGGAUUGUUCUUCGGAGUCGCUGAACAACAAGACGUGAGCCCCACGCGUUCCCGCCUCCAUGCCCGUAUCGCCACUCUCCAGUCCGAACGGAGUACUAGACAGGCGGCGCAGCCGCCGACUCCGGCCCCGCGGCCUUCUAGCCCGUUGCAGCCCCGGGGUGUUGCAGGGGGGGGGAUGGGGCGGGGGGGGAUGGUGGGUGCAUUGACCGGCAAGGACCUUGUACGAGCUGCCAUGAAGCAGGUCGAGAUCUCCAGCAAUGAGACUUCCGACGUCAGCCGCCGUACAUCGCACUCGUCCAUCAUCAACGCUUAUGGCGCUGCUGCUACCGCUACCGUUGGCGGCGGCGGUGGCGGCGGCGGCGAGUCAACCUCGCAGUCGGGGGCGGCGGCCCUGACGUUGCCGGCGCUGGACGUGGCGGUGGCGGCGGCGGAGGCGGCACGUGAGGAUGAGGAGCAGCAGCGUGAGGCGGCGGAGAGGCGCCAGGCGCGGCUGAUCAAGUCACUAACGAUGUUGCUGACCACCGGUCGGGGUGAACGGCCUUCACGGCCAUCAUCCGCGGCCUCGCACUUGAGUCGCCGGGGCUCCCGCAUCUCGCGACGAGACGAAGACUGCGAAGACGCGGACGUUGACGCGGACGAUGACGACGACGAAGAAGAAAUCAACAGCGACGAUGCUGAUACGGACGCUGGCGGCGUCACCCACAGCGGCGGCGGCGGCGCCCCCGCCAGUGGCGGCGCAGGAGCCAAUCGUUCGCCGCGGCCUUCCGUGGACAGCGCAUCAACCGCAGCCACAACCGCCACCCAACCGUCGCAACCAUCAGUGGAGAACUCCCAAAGCACCGUGCGCGGCGGCAGCGGCGGCGGCGACUUGGCACCUCAGCCGCCGCCGGCUGCGAAGCCCGCGCGCUCUCCCCACCCGCCGCGCUCCUUCCGCUCCCGAAGUCAUCGGCGGCUGACGUCUUCGUCCGCCGGAUCGCGCCUGACGCUGCGCGGCCACAGCAACCGGAGCAUCCGGGUCGGCGGCGGUAGCGGCGGCGGCGGCGGCGGCGGCGAUAGCGACAGUGAUACGCUGGAGGCUGCCGCGGCCAUCGCAGAGAAUGGCGGUCUGGAUGCCAUGGCGCUGUUGGAGUUUGCUCAGCAGCUUGAUGAAGCCAACGAGGAAUUCAGGCUGGUUGAGGCCGCUCGCGAGCGGGCUCGUCGCCUGGAGGCCAUGUUGACUCAGGCCCAACUGGCCGCUACCAAGCAGUCCGCAGCAGUAGCUAGGCGCCGUGCGACGGGUGAUGGCGCCACUGCCGGUCCCGGUCCUGGUGCUGGUGGUGGCGGUGGUGGUAGUGGUGGUGGUGGUGGUGGUGGUGGUGGUGGUGGUGGUGGUGGUGGUCGACCUGCGUCUCCCGACCGCCAGCCCCUGGACUUGUACCUGCUGGCCAAAAGAAGGGAGGGCAUCAAGCCGCACAAUGUCACGCAGGUUAUAUCGUCCAUGGAGGCCCCCCUGGACCGACCCAUGGAGGUGGACCUGGAUCAUCUUCUAACUUCCAUCGGUGACGCCCUGGCGAUGGACGAGCAAGACGUACAGGCGACCAAGUUUGACGAGACGUUCAGAAUCCGGACAGAGAGGUACCUGGCUCAGCUGUGUCGUAUGAACCCCGCAGCCUUCGAGGAGGUUUCCGCAGCCCAGGCUGAGGCCGACUACCGCUCCUCCGUGGAGAGAGCCAAACUGCGACUAAGGCAGCUGCAUGGGGAGGUGGCGGGGGAGCCGCUCACAAGCGCGGGGAAGCCCCGAAGCCAGUACGACAAGGCCGUGGUGAUGCUGCAGGCCCACCGGCCGUUCUUCCUGCCUCCCGUGAUGCCCCGGGAGGUUCCGGAGCGGGCUCCUGUUCCCCCCAUGUUGGGCGGGAGGGGCUCAACGCGGCCCCCCUGGGACGUGUAUGCGUCCAUAUUUAGGGAGAGGAAGCGGGGGGAUGCAAGGGAUGUGUACGACAACGAUGCCGUAUUGUCGGCGCAGUUCCAAUUGGACUGGUCGCGCAUCGUCACCAAGAUGCUCUUCAUGAAGCUCGUGGCGCGAGAAGACCUAGGGGUUCGUGGCAAGAGCGGUCGUCAGGCGCUAGAGCAGGAGCUGACUGAGGUACGGGACGCGCUGGCGGAACACUUCGCCAUGAUCCGCUCCGCCUUCAUCUACUACUCCAUUGCCACUCCGGAGGAGGUGUAUACGGCAGCGCUGUCGGCGGCUGUCGCCGCCGCCGCCGCCUCCGGCGGCAGCAUCGAGGCUGCCGCCGCCGAAAUCGCCGCCAACUUCACGAUGGCGGCGGCACGGCGCGGACCGCCGCCGCCGGCGACGACAGCCACGGAUAUGAGCGACGGCGCUGCCGCCGCCGCGGCCGCGGCGGCGGCAGAGAAGCCGCCGUCGCUGGAGGAAUCAGAACGCGCGAUGACGGCGGCAGCGGCGGCCACCGCCGCCGGCGGCCCGGUCACCAGCGGGUUUGGCAUUUUGGAGAUGGACGAGCAGCAAUGGCUGGCCUUUUGCACGUCUUCCGGUAUCACGAGCCGACCCAUCGGCGUCCGGGUGAUGGACCUCCGAGCGCUGUUCUGGACAGUCAAUCGCGAGGAGGAGAGGAACCUAACCAGUGAGAGUGUGGCCAACAACGACUACGCUCUCAUGAGGUUUGAGUUCAUGGAGUCGCUGGUUCGCGCGGCGUUUGGUCGCUACAUCACGACGGGCCUUAUGCGGGAUGCGUCUGAUGCCACGAAGAGGUUACUGGAGGACUUGAGGGUGUCGCUGCCCGUUAUUGCCAAGGUUGAGCCCAAUGAUUUCAGACGUAACCGGCUGUAUACGGCAGAGAUGGAAGUGGCUGUCGUACACAACCUGGAGUUGCUCACCGCAUCGUUCAAGCUGUACAAGGCUCGUGAUCGCGCCAAGUACUUGAGUAUCGACCACUGGAUGUCUUUCUUGGAAACCAACAACUUGCUGUCGCCCCAUAUGGGGGGUAUUUCUCCAACCGAAGCCCGGCUUAUAUUCGCUUGGAGCCAGAUGGUGGUGGUGGACGAGCUCAAGUUGAGACGGAGAGCCGUCAGCUUGCAGCUGUGGGACUUUGUGGAGGCUGUCGCGCGCCUUGCCGACCGGGUGGCUCUUCCCACCACAGAGGAGAUGGACAAGUGGAUGCUGUACAAGCUCAACAUUGGCCGCCACACCCCCCUGCCGCCGGGGCACACGCGCGUUUGGACCUACUGCAAUGCGCUGGCUACCGGCCGCGGUGGCCCCGGCCUGGAUCGCCGCAACUCGGGCCGCGACAUCCUGAGUGCGCCCACGCGCCCCCUGGCCGUCAAGUUCCGGGCGCUGACGGAGUACCUGGCGGGCUCGCUGGCGGUGGCCUGGGGGGGCAACAACACCCACGAGACGUCUCAGAGCAUGAUGCGGACUGCCAACAUGCUGUGCGGAGGAGUAGAGCUGGCGUGA
Molecule: messenger RNA, 5043 nt
Organism: Volvox carteri f. nagariensis
Lineage: Eukaryota; Viridiplantae; Chlorophyta; Chlorophyceae; Chlamydomonadales; Volvocaceae
Exons: 20
Coding region: 1-5043 (1680 amino acids)
Source: RefSeq, a predicted model, not a curated record